AUGUUUCCUUCACUAGUUUCUGUUACACCUAAUAAUUCUGUCAAUGUUCUUGAGACAAAUCUCAGAGAAAACUAUGCAUCACAACCAAUGCACUUGCAAGAGCAAGAAAACUACUUAAAACCAAAGAUGAAAGAUGAGCUUGUUAAUUUUGAUGCUCAUUCCUCUCAGGGUAAUUUCUUGCAAGAUUUUCAACAUAUUGAUCAGUUUCACGUGCAUGGCUCUUCAUCGUGUAAUCAAGUUUUUGGGGUCCAGACUCAAAGUUUUGAUCCUUUUGGGAAUGAACAAUGUGCAAAUACAGGUUUUGAAGUUUAUAGUGACAAGUCUUUUGCGGAGAAUAAUAAUGGUAGUAAUCAACAUGCUCAUUUUAAUGAUAAUUUUCAAUAUGAUGGUUAUGGUUUGAAUGUUCCUAGAAGGAAUCAUCUUGAUCUUAUGGUUGAAAACCAAAGCUAUUUUCCAUUUAAUAAUCUUUCCGAAACCAAACCGUUGAACUAUGUUGUACCAGAUGAUGAGGUCUCAAGCAUAGCGCCAACAAGUUAUUAUCAAAGAAGUGAUUUGAAUAGAAACAACAGGCUACUAUCUCCCACCACGAGAAGAGUGUUUAAAGCGAAGAAGAAAUCAAACAUAGUGAAGGGGCAAUGGACCGUCCAUGAAGAUAGAAUGUUGACUCAAAUGGUGGAACAAUAUGGAAUGAGGAAGUGGUCUCAUAUUGCUCAGAGAUUGCCUGGAAGAAUAGGGAAACAAUGCAGAGAAAGAUGGCAUAACCAUUUAAAGCCUGACAUUAAGAAAGAUAUAUGGACUGAUGAAGAGGACAAGAUAUUGAUUCAAGCUCAUACCGAGAUAGGAAAUAAAUGGGCAGAAAUUGCAAAAAGAUUGGCUGGAAGAACUGAAAACUCAAUAAAAAACCAUUGGAAUGCAACAAAGAGAAGGCAAUAUUCGAAAAGAAAAUGUCGGUCCAAGUAUCCUAGAGGCACACUUCUGCAGGAAUAUAUCAAGAGCUUGAACUUAGAGCAAAAUCCUCCAAGAGACUUUCGAAAAAAAUCGUCUUCUAAUGCUAAGAAAACCAUUGCUUGUGGCACAAGCAAAGAAGCAAUACAACAAAUUCCUCAACCACAGAUCAUGAAUCAGUUUUGUCCCAAUGACCAAUCAGUGCCGAACUACGAGUUUAAUGAUUUUUGUUUGGAUGAUAACUUGUUUGAAGAAGGGUGUGGUAUUGAUUCUCUGCUAGAUGAUAUGGCAAGUGUUCCAAGAAUGGUUGAGAAAGAAUUUGAUCAAAAACUAUGUGAUAAUAAGGGAAGCAUGCAAGUUGUUAAUCUUGAUGAACAUCAAUUUGAGACUGAGAUUGAAGUUAAGAAGGAGUUGGAUUUGGUGGAGAUGAUAUCUCAGGUUGAUCAAACUAUUUGA
Messenger RNA from Vicia faba (fava bean), 1401 nucleotides. NCBI's taxonomy places the organism in Eukaryota, Viridiplantae, Streptophyta, Magnoliopsida, Fabales, Fabaceae. The record is from the annotation of a GenBank genome assembly.